GGGAUUGAAAUUUGUCAAAAUUUUAUUUUAUGUUAAUAAAAAAGUUUCAUACUUAUUUAUUUGAAUCGUUUGUAAUUCUCUUCAAAUUUGGACAUUAUAUUCGUUCACCAUGUCGGCCGAUCUAAGUUGGAUGAUAAUCAGGAACAGUAAUGCGUUUUUGUCAAAGAAAACUAACAUUAAGAAACCAUUCAGUAAAGAACCAAUGAACUUGACAAACUUGGCAUCAAAACGCUACAAUGGUCUUGUACACGAUAACAGUAUUGGUGUGGAAUCGGCUCCUAACAACAAGGGAUUCACUGUCAUUACUAAAAAGCGCAAGUUGGCAAAUAAACCAGGAAAGUCUCUUGUGAAAGUAAACUUUACUAGUGGUCCAAGAAGAUCAUUGUUCAAGUUGCGUAAAUAUUUGCUUGGAAACAGCUACAGAAAAGACCUUAUCCAGGCUUCGCUAAGAAGGGCUAGUGCCAUUUUGGAAUCACAAAAACGAGCUACAUUGGCCCUAAAGAAGUUGGGUAAAAGCAAGAAACCUGAUGCUUAAUAAUUUUAAAAUAUAUAUUUUUUUUUCUUAAAAA
Molecule: messenger RNA, 569 nt
Organism: Acyrthosiphon pisum (pea aphid)
Lineage: Eukaryota; Metazoa; Arthropoda; Insecta; Hemiptera; Aphididae
Gene: RpL28
Product: ribosomal protein L28
Biological process (GO): translation
Cellular component (GO): ribosome
Molecular function (GO): structural constituent of ribosome
Source: RefSeq, marked provisional